Molecule: messenger RNA, 891 nt
Organism: Metarhizium brunneum ARSEF 3297
Lineage: Eukaryota; Fungi; Ascomycota; Sordariomycetes; Hypocreales; Clavicipitaceae
Gene: BGLR
Product: Beta-glucuronidase
Source: RefSeq, a predicted model, not a curated record
AUGACAAUCUCGACGCGUGGGAGUAUGAACCCGACUUCUGCUCAGGGACCUACCCGUCCCAGGGGUUGGAGUGCCAGGGACUUUGCUGAUGAGUGGCUCGACGGGACGCGUGGGAUCAUCAAGCAGAUGCGAAAGCAUUGCCCGGAACUUGCGGAUUUCGGGUUCAUGGCACCGUCAUACGACGAUCGUGUGAGUAACCUGAAUGCCACCCAGGUUUGGGGCUAUGGACUCGACAAGUAUGGCAGCGUCAAGUGGUAUUCUGUUCACAACUACAUUGAUGGAGCGACUUCCCCUGGUGUGACUUUGCAAGGGACAUUGAUGAAUCACAGCCGCAUCAUUCGAGAUGUAGAUGAGCAGGUUGCGGAAUACAAGCGAAUUAUGUCUGGUCCACUAACAAGGGUUAACCGUGCCACGCCCCACUUUUUCGGGGAAACCAACUCGCUAUACUUCCAGAUGGAAGCAGCGUACGCAAUUUUCGAACGCGGAAACCUCAAGCGUCUCAUGGUCAUCAACAUGCACGGAUACAACACGACCAAAGACGGGGCCGGCACGGAGCCACUGCCGAACCCUCCAGGAAGAAUGAGCCGGGGUUUUUCGUUUGCGGCGCGAAACCUGGCGCGGGAUGUGUCGAUUCGUGAACAGCGACACAUGGCAAACGGCAGUGAUGCUAUUACCGGAGUGACGUUUGAUGGGUGGAGUUAUAACUGGGAGUUGGACAAUGGGAAACCUGUUAGACUAGACAACGUUACGACCGGGGAGACGGUGAGAUCGAAACAAGGAGUCAUUACAGUCAUGGUCCCUGAUAAGAUGGUGGUGGUGGUGGUAGUGGUGGUAGUGGUGGUUGAAAAGACUCUGGAUGAGGACGGAGCUUUGGAAUCUAGAUCAAGUUAA